Messenger RNA from Penicillium paradoxum, 798 nucleotides. RefSeq names its product DUF4112 domain-containing protein. Bases 1 to 798 code for a protein of 265 amino acids. The record is from RefSeq and is a predicted model, not a curated record. The transcript is spliced from 3 exons. Lineage: Eukaryota; Fungi; Ascomycota; Eurotiomycetes; Eurotiales; Aspergillaceae.
AUGUCAAACGCCUUGGUGUCUCUGAUCGGAAAGAAGGUGCUAGGUGAGACCGCCAAGAAUCAUUUUGGCACCGAGGACCCUUACUUUGAGGAAGUUCCUGCUUCACGUCUUGGUCGUACAUUCGGCAAAAAGACCCAAAAGCGUCGCAAGGCCAUCCCACCUGGGCUCUCAGAGAAUGAUACCAAGGUCCUUACAAAGGUCAAGCGCAGAGCCUACCAGUUGGACUAUGCUCUUUUCAGCUUGUGUGGAAUUCGCUUUGGCUGGGGAAGUGUAAUUGGGCUCAUUCCAUUCAUCGGUGACGCUGGCGAUGCUGCCCUCGCAAUGAUGGUUGUGAGAUCUUGCGAAAAGAUUGACGGUGGACUUCCUGCAGCCCUGCGCAUGAAGAUGUUGAUCAAUGUGAUCAUUGACUUCUUUAUUGGCCUCGUCCCUUUCAUUGGCGAUCUUGCCGAUGCAAUGUUCAAAGCCAAUACCCGAAAUGCCGUCCUUCUCGAAAGCCACUUGCGCCAAAAGGGUGCCAAAACAACCUCAAAGCGAAGCACACGACAUGGCCAGGCAGUUGAAGUUGAUAAUAGUCUUCCCGAUGCAUUUGAUAGGCAGGAAGGUGGAGUGAUGAGCGACGGACCACCAGCAUAUGAUGACAUGCAGCCCUCAGGUCAUGGAGGAAGGCACAACGCAGCCCCCCAUCCUCCAGCCAAGCCCCAGCCAGCCCAUCAGUCACGGAAUAACCGUUCAUCAGGUAGAUGGUUCGGUGGUGCAGAUCAUCUAGAAGAUGAUUUGGAGCGAGGCCAAAGGAGAUGA